This is a messenger RNA of Protopterus annectens (West African lungfish), 1051 nucleotides long. Its product is annotated as C-C motif chemokine 20-like. Bases 116 to 415 code for a protein of 99 amino acids. NCBI's taxonomy places the organism in Eukaryota, Metazoa, Chordata, Ceratodontiformes, Protopteridae. The record is from RefSeq and is a predicted model, not a curated record. Gene Ontology annotation, cellular component: extracellular region. Gene Ontology annotation, biological process: positive regulation of ERK1 and ERK2 cascade; monocyte chemotaxis; neutrophil chemotaxis. Gene Ontology annotation, molecular function: chemokine activity; CCR chemokine receptor binding. The transcript is spliced from 4 exons.
AUGACCACUAAGCACCAGGAGGAAGUGUACUUUUUUCAAACGGUGAAGAGUAUAUAAAGAUAUGUUCCUGUUAUGUCCUCUAUUUUGUAGAGCUCCACAUUAGAUUCUCUUAAUCAUGCAACUGCAUUUAAAGAACAGAGCAGCUAAGAUCACAAUAAUACUAAUACUGAUAAACCUGGUCCCAGAAUUUGCUACAAGCUAUCUACGUCCCAGUAAGGUGAUAUAUACCUGCUGCACAUCUGUGUCCCGCAAUAGGUUUACCUUCAACAUCACUCAUUUUCGUGAACAGCGACUACAGAAACCAUGUGUAUCUGCAAUAAUAUUCUAUACCAAGGAAAAAGGAGCAAUAUGUUCAGAUCCCAGUGCAAAGUGGGUAAAAAAAAAAGUCAAAGAACUUAGCCAGAAACAGAAAUAAAAAUAUCAGACUGCAAGAAGAAAAGUGAACAGCAGUAAUAAAAUCAAAUAACGUUAACCACAAUGAAUGAAUUUUGAACUUUUGAAUCAUGUGAAAACCUUUUGACUACCUACUUACCAUGGCAUUAACAUAAUUACCUGGUUACUUUCAAAACUGAUGAUUUGUAGAUUGUUUAAAUUUCUCUACAUUAAGCUGAUGGGUAUUGGUGUUUGAAUGUUGUUUUAUUAUAUAUCUGUAACACAUAAAUUAAGUUGAAAAUGUAUUGCUGUUUGUUGUGAAAAAAUGUUAAAUUAAAAAAAGCAAAUAUGUUUUCAAUGACCUAGUCAUGCAUACAUGCACAGUCACACAGAAAUACAUACAUGUACACACGCACCCACACAUACACACACACACACACACACACACACACACACACACACACACACACACACACACACACAUCCAUAGUAUAGCUCACAGUAGUAUUAUAUGUCUAUUAAUUCCUUUAACGGCAUAAUUCCAUGUGUUGCAAUCAUACCUGACGUGAAGAGAAUUGAAAUGCAUUUUACCACAAGUGAUGUAAUGAUAAAGUAGAUGUUCAUCUAACUGCUACUUCUCCAUAUUUCCAAAAGGAAAUAUUAAAGUCUCGUGACCUGU